AUGGCUAUCACUGUCUUACUUAAUAAGAAUAAUUUCCCAUUCAUCGCUAACAAAUGGGAGGAAUUCCAAAAGACCCAUCCAGAAAUCACCUUGAUUGAGGACACUUCCGCCAAUUUCCAAGAAUUCGAAUCAAAGAUCGCUAACAACACCGAUGAUAUCACCUCUGUUUCCCUCAUCGCUGGUGUGAAGAAUGACUAUAACCUCGAUGCUAAAAUCUUCGACGCUCUCCCAAACCUUAAGGCUGUGUGCUUCUGUUCAGCUGGUUAUAACCAAAUCGACUUUGCCGAGGCCACCAAGAGAAAGAUCCAAGUGGCCAGAGUCUAUGAUCUCGACACCUCCACCGCAGACACUAACUUGUUUUUGCUUUUGGGUGCCAUGAGAUUCUACCAAGAAAGUAUCAAAGAUUUGUACAUCCAUCACAAGUUCCAAAAUCCAUCCAAGGUUGGAAUUGCUCCAAACGGUCUUACUCUUGGGGUUGUGGGGCUCGGUGCCAUUGGCCAGGCCGUGGUCAGACGUUGUCUUCCAUUAGGUUUCGAAAAAAUCAUUUACUACAACCGUCGUCAAGUGGCUCCAGAACUUGAAAAAGAAUUGGGGGUUACUUACGUUUCCAGUAUCGAUGAAUUAGUAUCGCAAUCAGAUGUCGUUGACUUGAACUGUGCUUUGACUCCUGAAACUUACCACUUGAUCAAUGAGGAACGUAUUCUUAAGAUGAAGGACGAAGUUAUUAUUGUUAACACUGCCCGUGGUGAUGUCAUUGAUGAAACUGCAUUGAUCAAGUAUCUUAAGAAUGGUAAAAUCUUGUCUGCUGGGUUGGAUGUGUUCCACAAUGAACCAAACAUCAACUAUGAAUUGGUCGAAUUAGAUAACGUCAUUGCUUUGCCUCAUGUUGGAAGUUUCUCCAAGGCCACUAGAAUCAAUGCCCAAUUGACAGUUCUCAAGAAUGUUGAAAAUUAUUUGUCUACUGGUAAAUUGAUUUCCUUCAUUGGUGAACAAAGAGGAUUAUUUGAUUAA
Saccharomycopsis crataegensis is the source of this 1011-nucleotide messenger RNA. Its product is annotated as D-mandelate dehydrogenase-like dehydrogenase. The record is from RefSeq and is a predicted model, not a curated record. Gene Ontology annotation, molecular function: oxidoreductase activity, acting on the CH-OH group of donors, NAD or NADP as acceptor; NAD binding. NCBI's taxonomy places the organism in Eukaryota, Fungi, Ascomycota, Saccharomycetes, Ascoideales, Saccharomycopsidaceae. The transcript has a single exon. Bases 1 to 1011 code for a protein of 336 amino acids.